AGUCAAUUCUUUUCGAUAAGAAAGAAUUGUGCGGAAAGUAAAUUCUAAUUAAAAUUGUUUUAAUAUUGUAAUUUUUACUGUUAUUUUCUGUCAAGAUAACGUAAAUAUAAGUUCGUGAAAGAAAAGGAGGAGGUUCGUUAUCUCCCCCGCAGUCAAUGACAUAGAGUAUCUAGCCUCGCGUGUUACUUCUCCAUGACAAUGAAAGUCUACUUCUGAUGACUGUCAAGGGAUAGAGUUGUCAUACUAACAAAUUCUGACAGCUUAUAAAAAAUUUUUGACAGUUAUCUUGUUAAAAAAGUCGAAACUUAUGUUUAUCAUUUUGUAAAAUUGAUGUCCUGGGUUGACGAGAGAAGGGAGAAACUGAAUUCGGGGAGAAGGUGAAAGUGAGAACCGUCCACGGACAUAACCUAAAAAUAAGCUGUAUGCGCGGCUAUCGGCAGAUUUCACGAAAUCCACGGCGAUACGAUAUCGCUUUUCGAAAACUGUUUGACAUGAUUGUGCCAAAGUGUUGUUUUCUUUAUAAAUGACUCAGCGAAAACGGAGAUAAAAACGAAAAAUAUGGAGACUUGUAAUGAAAGGGGCGACCGGACCCUAAGUGACAUUACGGUAACGCAAAGAAGUUGGUCCGAAUUGAGAGGUGUUGUCAGUGAUCUACGUAGAAAAUUGUCUGGAGUAUCAGUUGGUUCGGUACCUGGAUCCGUAACGUUUCGAUCUUUACCUGAUGGACGGACCAGGAUAUAUUUUCUUAGUAGCCCAAGCAAUGGAUGGGAAACUACCCUAUUGUACGUGGACAUUGCACAUUCGGAUCAUGCCAAUGGCUAUCGUCUACACUGGCAACCUGUUAUAGAAGCAAAUUUUCAAACAGUAUCCAGUACCAAAAGGUUAUCGAGGGAAGAACAGUUAUUAUGGGAAAGAAAAAGAUUAGCCACAUGGGGCAUCACCAGUUACGAAAUUCAUCUAGAUAGUGGAAAAUUAGUUUUUCCAGCUGCAAGUAGUCUUUAUCAAUGUAUAGACACAGGAUUUAUGGCUGGACCUCUUUUUCCAUCUGAAAUUCGUAUGUCAACAUCAGGUGCAAAAUUGUGUCCACAAAUCUGCCCUUGGAACAAUGCGUUAAUUGCUCAUACAUGCUCAGGUGACUUGUAUCUGUCCCACAGUAUCACAGGUUCUUCGGUAAGACUUACUCAUGCAAGAAAAGGUGGAAGAAGUUUAGCAGAUGAUCCUCUUACUGCUGGAACUCCUUCUUAUGUGAUGCAAGAAGAAUUUACUAGAUAUAUCGGCUACUGGUGGCAGCCAAAAUCUAACGACGGCGUUUAUAGAAUCGUAUAUGAAGAAGUUGACGAAAGCGAUGUAAAAAUAUUUUGUUUUCCUUCAACAUCGAACUCCGAUGAAAUAGAUGAAUUUAGGUUUCCUAGAGCUGGCACGCCGAAUGCCAGAAGUAAUCUUAAGAUGGUGCAAUUCCGAUUAACGGAGACAUUACAAAUCGUUGAUAUCGAGAUACUGGAACUCCAAUAUCCGCUACACAUUAUGUUUCCAUGGAUGGAAUAUAUGGUUAGGGUGGGAUGGACUCCAGAUGCACAAUACGUCUGGGUCCAGCUGUUAGAUAGGAAGCAGCAAAGGCUUGAGUUAGUUUUAUUAUCGAUAGACAACUUUUGCGAGCCACCACCUAACGUCUAUAAUUCGGAGAACCAUUUCACGCCAUCAUCGGCGAGUGUUCAAGUGAUUUAUUCUGAACAAAGUUCGAUUUGGAUAAAUGUUAACGAUCUCUUAUACUUCUUACCGUCCAACGACCCUACAGAGGUGAAAUUCCUUUGGGGCAGCGAGGAAUCUGAUUUCAGACAUCUGUAUCUCAUUACGUCUAGUAUAGCGGGUUUGAACAACGAAGUGGAAGAACCUUUGGAUAGAAUGGAUAGUAUAUUUUUGCAACCUCGAGUUACUUCAAAGGUUGCUUUAACUCAAGGCGAUUGGGAAGUGUUAGGUAAAAAAUUGUGGGUAGACGAAGUAAACUCUAUUGUUUAUUUUUGUGGGUUACGCGAAGGUCCAUUAGAACAACACGUUUAUGCCGUAUCUCUUCGCCGCCCGCUAGAAAUAAGAUUACUCACAAGACCGGGUUAUAGUCACAACAGCAUAUAUUUUAAUAAGGAAUGUACGAUGCUAGUGACCGUUUACAGCUCCAUCAAAACAUUACCUACUUGUCAAGUAUUUAAAAUAUCACAAUCAGAUUGGACGGUGGAAAGUAUUUCUUUAACACCUGUGGGUUAUUUGUUAGAGCCAUCGGUUCCCGAAUCCGAAUUGUUUGCCCCAGAAAUUUAUACCCAUAAGAUAUCCUGUGGCGAUACCAUCUACUCUAUGAUUUUUAAACCUCAUAAUUUUCAAGCCGGCGUAAAAUAUCCCACGAUUUUGAAUGUGUACGGUGGUCCCGAAGUACAAUUAGUAUCGAAUACAUUUAAAGGAAUGAGGCAUUUAAGAAUGCACAUGUUAGCUGCUCAAGGUUAUUGCGUGGUAUUAAUAGAUUCGCGUGGUUCUCAUCACAGGGGUUUAAUAUUUGAAAGUCAUUUGCAACACAGAAUGGGAACUGUCGAAUUAAACGAUCAAGUCGAAAUGCUGAAAUGGUUAGCGGAUACCACUGGUUACAUUGAUUUAAAUCGCAUAGCCCUUCAUGGUUGGUCAUACGGAGGUUAUUUAAGUUUAAUGGGCUUGAUACAAUACCCAGAAAUAUUUAAGUUAGCGAUAGCAGGUGCACCUGUUACUUCUUGGAAUUUUUACGAUACCGGAUAUACUGAACGUUACAUGGAUUUACCUCAAAAUAAUCCUCAUGGAUAUAUGGCCGGUUCAGUUUUAACGUAUGUGGACAAGUUCCCGGACGAAGAGAAUAGAUUGUUGAUAAUUCACGGACUUAUAGAUGAAAAUGUACACUUUUUCCAUACGAAUCAACUGAUCAAUGCUCUUGUGAAAUCUGGCAAACCGUAUCAGUUACAAGUUUACCCAAACGAAAGACAUAGUCUGAGAAGUUUGGAUGCCAGUAAACACUAUGAAACUACCCUACUGUCAUUCUUACAAAACCAUUUAUAAAUUCAUUGUUUCUGUUCAACUGAUUAAGACAAGAUUUUAACAAUUUGAGUGACUGCCAUUACAUUAUGUAAAUAGAUUAAAGAAAUUAAAAGUUGUUUUUUCGUGGCUUUAUGUUCGCGAUGGUAUCUA
Osmia bicornis bicornis is the source of this 3198-nucleotide messenger RNA. Its product is annotated as dipeptidyl peptidase 9. Lineage: Eukaryota; Metazoa; Arthropoda; Insecta; Hymenoptera; Megachilidae. Bases 559 to 3069 code for a protein of 836 amino acids. Gene Ontology annotation, biological process: proteolysis. The record is from RefSeq and is a predicted model, not a curated record. The transcript is spliced from 10 exons. Gene Ontology annotation, molecular function: dipeptidyl-peptidase activity; serine-type peptidase activity.